UCUCUCUCUCUCUCAAAAAUUAAAAUAAACAUUAAAAAUUUUUAAAAAUAAGCUUUGCAUAUAUAUACACACAAAUAUACACAUAGACACAAAUGCACACACACAGUGGACAUAUACACAGAUACCCAUCCUAAACAAUAUUUUUGAUUUUGAUUGAGUAGUGUUACAACAAAAUUCUCAUGCAAAUAGUGAGCAUGUUUCAAAGUUUUAUUUAACUGUUAUAGAGAGUGCCACAAAGAGCUGGUUUUGAGAGGAUUUAAAGAAUAUAUGUAGUCCACAGGGAAAGGAACGUCUGAACAAAAUUGCCAAGUUAGAUAUAAUUGGUUAAUGUUCCACACAGCAACGAAAUCAUAAUGCCUUUGGGAUUACUCUUUCCUACAAGGCUCUAAAAAUCAUAACCCCUUAUUAAUUCUCCAGUUAAACCUUAUAGGACUAUAAACCGUGUCUUUAUUAACAAUGAAUUUUUCAUUAAGUAAACUAUGAUAACGAAGUUCUUUUCCCCUGAGUGUAGAUGAAUUCCAAACAGACUUAUUAGAAAAUACUAGAGCUUUCUAAAUUUGAGAUUAAAAUUUUGUUUUACAAUUGUAAGUACAAACCUGAGUGUGUAAGGAAAGGACAAUAUUGUCAUUAUUAUAGAUGGAGUUUUCCAGGAAGAGAUGAGCAGAAGAGAAUGACUUCAGCUUCCCUGACCGUUUAUAGGGGGACUUUCGGUGGAAGUUAAUGAGUAGUGUCAUGAGUGAGUCCUAGGAAAUGGACCACACAGUAGGGCAUCUGGAAGGCUCUGGUGUAGGCCUUAUACAAGGCACACCUUGUUAUUGCGCUUUGCAGAUACUGUCUUUUUUUUUGUUUUUUUUUUUUGUUUUUUUUAAACAAAGUGCAGGUUUGUGGCAACCCUGUGUGGAGCAAAUCUAUCAGCACCAUUUUUCCAACGGCAUUUGUUCACUUCAUGCCUCUGUGUCACAUUUUGAAUACAGAGUUUAAUGAAAAAUCCAUGCUUACGGGGUGAACAUGGCAGGCUUCCUAGAUAACUUCCGUUGGCCAGAAUGUGAAUGUAUUGACUGGAGUGAGAGAAGAAAUGCCGUGGCUUCUGUGGUGGCAGGUGUACUGUUUUUUACAGGUUGGUGGAUAAUGAUUGACGCUGCUGUGGUGUACCCGAAGCCAGAGCAGUUGAACCACGCCUUUCACACAUGUGGCGUGUUUUCCACAUUGGCUUUCUUCAUGAUAAAUGCUGUGUCCAAUGCUCAGGUGAGAGGUGACAGCUAUGAAAGCGGCUGUUUAGGAAGAACAGGUGCUCGUGUUUGGCUGUUCAUUGGUUUCAUGUUGAUGUUUGGGUCACUUAUUGCUUCCAUGUGGAUUCUUUUUGGUGCAUAUGUUACCCAAAAUACGGAUGUUUAUCCAGGACUAGCUGUGUUUUUUCAAAAUGCACUUAUAUUUUUUAGCACUCUGAUCUACAAAUUUGGAAGAACUGAAGAGCUGUGGACCUGAGAGCCCUUCUUAGAUCAGAUUUCCUUUGGUUCUGUUCUAUUUGUAGAUAAGUUUUUCUCUCUCAACAUAAUUUACACAUUGCCAAAUGGGAUAGACUGUAUAUUACAUAUUACAUGUUUCGUUUCUCUACACUUUUAUGCUCUGAAUUUUGAAAUAGUUUUAUGAAAUUUCUGUCUUUUUUUUAAAUCACUGAAUAGAUUGUUAAUAUGUACAUAAUAUAAAACUAUAUAGCUGGGAUGGUAUCAGUUUUUUUUUUUUAAUCCCUGAAGACUUAGACCUUGACCUAGUCACUGAGCCAGCGUUGUAUCAUCAUGUCAUCUUAGAGUUAACUGUUUUGUUUCAAUAUCUUGAAUUUCUGAAGACGUGCAGAAAAUACAGCUCCAUGUAUCUGAAAUAAGCACUGAACCGUUCAAAAGGGUAUUUCAGGAAGUUGUAAGUUAUUUUGGCUUAAAAAUGAGAUUUUUUUUUUAAAGGAAAAAUGUUCUUCUGUAUUAAAGAAGUGGACUUUUAUAUGAAGAUUUUUUAAAUGCCUGAAGGACUAGUUUGAAAUCCUCUUUCAAAAAACAAUGCCUGUAACAUGACUUUAUCUGAGAAAGGAUAAUACAUGAUCAGACGAGCUCAGUGUCGUACGGCCGAUGGGAAAAGGCCGUAAGGGAGCCCAGCGACAUGCUUCUUGUAAAAACAGCUCCAGUGAUCUAAUGGGGUUCUCUCUUGGCAGGCUGUUAUUAUCCGACAUUACAAAAUUCAGCAUCAAGCGUGACCCAACUGCAGUUUAAAAGCAUGAACCAUAUCACAAAAACCGGAAUCAUUCGUCUCAAGAUAAAGCACUUCUUCCCAAAGAGAAUGAUUACGACCUAGUGAAAAAUUAGGCCUUUCCUCCACUUAGUUACCGACUACAAGGGUCUCUUUGCGCUAGCUCUCAACUCUUCCUGCAAAAUGUAUCUUUAACCUCAAAGUCCACGUUCAGUCGAAGCCUCCUUUUGCGGAGUUUGAAACGCUGCUUUUGCACCGCGGGUAUUCCUCUGAGGGAUGUCAAAGGGAUAGCUGGGUCUUAAUUGCUUUUUUGCUUUUCUUUGUUAAUACAGGCUUUGUGUGGCACUUUUCUUCCUCCAGAGGGAUUUUGUAGCACCUUUUGUUGUAAGACAGAAUAAUAGUAACGGUAUCAAUAUCAGCUCCUAACAUAAGCCUUAUUUUGUUUAACCUCCCUCCUCUCUGAGAGGGCUGGCCUGUGCACAGAGUAUGAAGCGGUUGUGGAAUGCUGUGCCUUUGUCUAGAUACCUUCUUGUUUAGUUAUUUCCUCCCGUGUUGCUGUCUUUUCCUCCAAAUGUCAGUAAACUUUGUCUUGCUUCGGACAAAUUGUAAGACUAUUUGUUUCCACCCUCUUGUAACUUGUAGCAAUAAAUACUACUUCUCACCCA
This is a messenger RNA of Acinonyx jubatus (cheetah), 2903 nucleotides long. It is a transcript of the gene TMEM50B, whose product is annotated as transmembrane protein 50B. The transcript is spliced from 7 exons. Gene Ontology annotation, biological process: protein targeting to vacuole; late endosome to vacuole transport via multivesicular body sorting pathway. The coding region runs from base 1009 to 1485 and encodes 158 amino acids. The record is from RefSeq and is a predicted model, not a curated record. NCBI's taxonomy places the organism in Eukaryota, Metazoa, Chordata, Mammalia, Carnivora, Felidae.